Messenger RNA from Nicotiana tabacum (common tobacco), 2356 nucleotides. Lineage: Eukaryota; Viridiplantae; Streptophyta; Magnoliopsida; Solanales; Solanaceae. The record is from RefSeq and is a predicted model, not a curated record.
ACUUCCUAAACCAUAAAAUCACUUAAAACGAUGAAGAAAUAAUCUUCUUCAGAAAAACUUCGCCACUUAUCUUCAGUCCAGUGUUCCACUAAACCUCCUCAAAACCCACCAAAACGACAGCGUUCAAAUGCUUCGUUCUCUCACUUCCAAGCGCUCUCUCCAAUCCCUUCUCCACUACCACCACCACCCUCUCCUCCGUCCAAAUCCGCACCCUACCCCUUUCAAUCCCCGCCCCUUCUCUUCUACACCGGGUCCCACCACAUCCGAAUCCGAACUCCGUAAAUACAUCGGCUACACACUUCUCCUCUUAGGGUGUGGUGCUGCCACAUACUAUUCCUUCCCUUUCCCCGAAAACGCCAAACACAAAAAAGCUCAGUUAUUCCGCUACGCUCCGUUACCCGAUGACCUUCACACGGUGUCCAAUUGGAGCGGGACCCACGAGGUGCAGACCCGAACUUUCUUGCAACCCGAGGCGAUUGAAGAGCUCGAAGGGAUAGUGAAGACUGCGAAUGAGAAGAAGCAAAGGAUCCGGCCUGUCGGGUCGGGUUUGUCGCCCAAUGGUAUCGGGUUGACCCGAGCUGGGAUGGUGAAUUUGGCGUUAAUGGAUAUGGUUUUGUAUGUGGAUGAGGAGAAGAAAACGGUUACUGUUCAAGCUGGGAUAAGGGUUCAGCAGCUUGUGGAUGCUAUUAAGGAGUAUGGGAUUACUCUUCAGAACUUUGCAUCCAUAAGAGAACAGCAAAUCGGUGGCAUUGUCCAGGUUGGUGCCCAUGGCACUGGUGCCAAGUUGCCUCCAAUUGAUGAGCAAGUCAUAAGCAUGAAAUUGGUUACUCCUGCCAAAGGCACAAUAGAAAUUUCGAAAGAGAAAGAUCCAGAACUCUUUUAUCUAGCUCGAUGUGGACUUGGGGGCCUUGGUGUGGUUGCGGAAGUCACUCUUCAGUGUGUUGAGAGGCAGGAGCUUGUAGAACAUACUUUCCUGUCUAACAUGAAAGAUAUCAAGAAAAAUCACAAGAAAUUCCUAUCCGAGAACAAGCAUGUCAAAUACUUGCACAUUCCAUAUACUGAUGCAGUUGUGGUUGUGACAUGCAAUCCUAUAUCUAAAUCGCGAGGUCCACCAAAGCAUAAACCUAAAUAUACUACAGAAGAAGCCUUGCAGCAUGUACGAGUUCUCUAUCGGGAGUCAUUGAAGAAGUACAGAGGGCAAGUUGCUGAUUCUGGUUCUCCUGAACCUGAGAUAGAUGAACUAUCAUUCACUGAACUGAGAGAUAAAUUACUUGCUUUGGAUCCUCUCAACAAGGAGCAUGUAAUUGAAAUCAACAAAGCUGAGGUGGAAUUCUGGAGGAAAUCAGAAGGAUAUCGAGUAGGCUGGAGUGAUGAAAUUUUAGGCUUUGACUGUGGUGGCCACCAAUGGGUGUCAGAGACAUGUUUCCCUGCAGGAACCCUGUCAAAGCCUAGCAUGAAAGACCUGGAGUACAUUGAGGAAUUGAUGCAGCUCAUUGAGAAAGAAAGUGUGCCUGCUCCUGCACCUAUAGAACAGAGAUGGACUGCUUGCAGCAAAAGCCGAAUGAGUCCAGCUUAUAGCUCAGCGGAUGAUGAUAUAUUCUCAUGGGUUGGAAUAAUUAUGUAUCUUCCAACCAUGGAUGCUCGGCAGAGGAGGCAAAUCACUGAGGAGUUCUUCCACUACAGGCAUAUGACGCAAGCACAGUUGUGGGAUCAUUAUUCUGCUUUUGAGCAUUGGGCGAAGAUUGAGGUUCCUAAGGACAAGGAAGAGCUCGCCGCUCUGCAGGAAAGGCUAAAGAAGAAAUUUCCGGUGGAUGCAUACAAUCAAGCACGAAAGGAGCUGGACCCAAACCGCAUCCUUUCUAAUAACAUGCUUGAGAAGCUCUUCAUCUGAGGCUGUGUAACUGGUUUCUUGGUUGGUUUACAUCUUUCUUGUCAAAUCAUUUUAUUGAUAGUGAUAUUCAUCAUCAUGUUUCUUUCAAAGCAAAUAUUUUGCGGAGGAAAAUUUUGUCCUGUACAUUGUUGUUCAGAAUGUUAGUUAAAGGAAUUGUUAUAAUAAUGCUUGUCAUGCAUUGUAUAUGCUUGAGCCAGUCUCCAACUUGAUUACCGACUUCAAGGACAAUUUAUGGAUAAAUCUGGAAUCUAGUCUGAGGUUAAGAAGAAUUAGUUAUGACUUCAAGUAUGUUGUUUCAGUAAGGAUGAUGCAGCCUCUACUAGGCCAGUUCUGCACACCGUUUCUUGAGCAGUUUUCUGAGGAUUCUAAUGUACUCUGAAUAGUUUGGACUAUUGUUGAGCCUAAAUUUUAUUUUCCUGCAGCAGCCAAAUUCUUGUGAAUAGAACAUGUCAUGGUUGUUUUAAA